Molecule: messenger RNA, 1763 nt
Organism: Saprolegnia diclina VS20
Lineage: Eukaryota; Oomycota; Saprolegniomycetes; Saprolegniales; Saprolegniaceae
Product: beta-carotene ketolase (CrtO type)
Exons: 15
Coding region: 5-1660 (551 amino acids)
Source: RefSeq, a predicted model, not a curated record
CGUCAUGCAAGCAACGCACGCCGUCCGCCAGCACCUGACGCGCCAAUGGGACGCGGUCAUCGUGGGCGGUGGCCACAACGGGCUCGUCGCGGCCACGUACCUCGCCAAGGCCGGCAAGUCGGUGUGCGUCCUCGAGAAGCGCCACUUGCUCGGCGGCGCGGCCGUUACGGAAGAGAUCAUUCCGGACUUUCACUUCUCCCGCGCCUCGUACGUCUUUAGCCUCUUUCGGCCGCAGAUCAUCCGCGACCUCGACUUGUACCGGCACGGCCUGGAGAUCUACCCACGCGAUCCGUCGUCGUUCACGCCGCUGCUCAACGGCCAGAGCCUCCUUCUCGGCAGCGACAUGCAGGCCAACCAAGCGAGCAUCGCGCAAUUCUCCAAGGCCGACGCGGCCAAGUACCCUGCCUACAACGCGAUGCUCGACCGCCUUGUCGACUUUUUUGUCCCGCUUGUGGACGAGCUGCCACCGGAUCUCAAGGUGGCGUUGGGCCCGACUUCGUCGUUGACGGCCCGCAUGGAUGCGCUCCGAUCGCUGGGCCACUUGGGUGUGCGCUGCACCAAGCUCGGGUCCGAGCUCCCGACCUUCCUCGAGUUUAUGACGGCGCCGGCCGACAAGAUUUUGAACAAGUGGUUUGAGAGCGACGUGCUCAAGGCCACGCUCGCAACCGACGCCAUCAUUGGCGCCAAGCUGUCGCCGUCGACGCCAGGGUCGGCGUACGUGCUCUUCCACCACAUUAUGGGCGAAGUCAACGGCAUCAAGGGUACAUGGGGCCACGUGAAAGGCGGUAUGGGCGGUGUCACGUCGGCACUGACUAAAGCGGCACUGGAAGCUGGCGUGCACCUCGUCACCGAUGCUACUGUCCAAUCGAUUGACGUGGCGAACGGUCGCGUCGCCGGCGUCACGCUUGCGUCCGGGGACCACAUUGCGGCGUCGACCGUGCUCUCGAAUGCGAGUCCGUCUCUGACGUUUCUCGAGCUUAUCGACCGCCAGCUGCUCCCAAUCGACUUGGUCGCUCAUUUUGAAAAAGCGUGGAACACCGAGUCGGCGUCGACCAAGAUCAACGUGGCGCUGAGUGCGCUGCCCAACUUUAGCUGCGCGCCAAACGUCGGGUCGGGCGCGAUGCCACACCAUCGGGGCACCACGCACUUUGAGGAUUCCAUGGCGCAGAUCCACGAUGCGUUUCUUGACGUCGAGCAAGGCUACUGCUCGAAGCGGCCCGUGAUCGAGCUGAACAUCCCGACCGCGCUCGACGCCUCGAUCGCGCCCGAAGGCAAGCACAUUGCACUGCUCUUUGUACAGUACACGCCGUAUGCGCCCAAGGACGGGCCGUGGACCGAUGCGAAGAAGGCGCAGUACGCCGACCAAGUGUUUUCGGUCAUUGAGCAAUAUGCACCCGGCUUCAAGCAGUCGGUGCUCGGCUACGACAUGCUGACGCCGCCCGACCUCGAGCGCAUCUUUUCACUGCCGCGCGGCAACAUCUUUCACGGCGCGAUGGGCCUCGACCAGCUCUUUUGGCUGCGCCCGCUCAGCGGCUACGCCGACUACCGGACGCCUAUCGACGGCCUCUACCUCUGCUCGGCCGGCACGCACCCUGGCGGCGGCGUCAUGGGCGCCUGCGGGCGCAACGCGGCCAACGUCUGUCUCCGCGACAUGCCAUGAGCGUCUUGGUCUUGGUCGUAUGCCAUACCGGUACUUGGUAGCUGCCAUCGGUCGACCAAGUAAGAUCCCACAAACCUGAGUUCUGAGUGGCUGUAUUUUUAUG